Daldinia loculata is the source of this 1274-nucleotide messenger RNA. RefSeq lists its product as uncharacterized. NCBI's taxonomy places the organism in Eukaryota, Fungi, Ascomycota, Sordariomycetes, Xylariales, Hypoxylaceae. The transcript has 3 exons. The coding region runs from base 375 to 1034 and encodes 219 amino acids. The record is from RefSeq and is a predicted model, not a curated record.
UACAAGGUACAUACAUCAUUGGUAUAUGCAUUGAUGUUCUAGAUCGCGGGUUGAGCUGAUUAUCCCACGAGGAGAUAGCGCUCCUGCCAGUAUAUUGAAUACAUUUGGCAGUAGGUAGCUGUCUUGACGCAGAUGGGAACCCGGUGGCUUGGGUCCUGCCUUCCUUGGACAAGAAAUCUAACAAAUUCUAAAUCACAAUUGAAUAUUUCCACUUGCAUCAUCGCCCUCGCUCUCUUACCUUCUUUCCACACUCUCUUCCACCCACCCCCCUUCUCAACUCCCAACAACUUGACCUACAUCUAAUCGAAGUAUACCCUUCUGUUAACUUCAACACUCGUCUAAUUCGCCACCAACACCACGAACCCACCCCCAUCAUGAUGUUCAUCGCAUUGAUCACCUUUGUCCUUGCGCUUGCCCACAAAGCAUCCGCCCAUUUCAAGAUCAACUACCCGGCCUGGCGUAGUGACACCUUCAAUGAAGCUCUCAACUACUCCCAGUGGACGUAUCCCUGCGGCGGCGUUCCCGAUGGCGUCGGCAACCGAACCGAGUGGCCCAUCACCGAUGGUGCUGUCCAGCUCACCCUCCAUCAUCCAUGGACCUAUCUCUUCGUCAACGUUGGCCUUGGCUCCUCUGUCACCAACUUCAACAUGUCCUUCACGCCUGACCUGAUGAACGUCACUGGCCAAGGCGGAUUCUGUCUUCCGUCGCUCUCCGUCCCCAUGAAGGUUAGCGACGGCACUAAUGCCACCAUUCAAGUUGUUACCAGUGGUGAUUCUGGUUCUGCUUUGUAUAACUGUGCUGACAUCGUCUUUCGAUCUUCUGCAAAAGUUCCGGCUGGCGUGUGCAAGAACGACACGGGCAUGUCAGCCGUCAUUGUUGGCCAUUCGUCGGCUGCAGCCUCUAAUCCAUCAGCCACGGCGGCUUGCCCGUCCUCCACCUCUACCCAUAAUUCGGCGACGGGAAUAGCCGUAGAAGGAAUUGUACUGGCAACUAUGCUCGGUCUAGCCUGUGUCUUUGCCACCAGUGUAGUCUGAUAAAAGGAGAUAUUUGCCUUCCGAGAGAAAUUGGCAGUUAGACGAGAUGCAACAACGAACUUGUGCAAGAUGCUAUUGGCCAUAUAAUUAUGUAAAGCACCCCUGGGCGUAAAGCUUGGAGGAUGGAUAUGGCUACACCGAUGUAAUGUCACAUUAGUUUGCAAGUUGCGCGAAUGCGAUGGCACUAAUAAAAAAAGGGAUAUGUGUUGCAACUUACUGUCUUGGCUUAAUCUAAGGUGA